Molecule: messenger RNA, 1043 nt
Organism: Phialemonium atrogriseum
Lineage: Eukaryota; Fungi; Ascomycota; Sordariomycetes; Cephalothecales; Cephalothecaceae
Exons: 1
Coding region: 133-987 (284 amino acids)
Source: RefSeq, a predicted model, not a curated record
CCGGCCAAAACCUCAUCGCCAACCGUCGCAGAGCCAGGAGGGCCCUUAAAUGACAGUGAAGCUAAGAGCCAUUCCGAAUCGGCCAACGUAUUAUCAACCGAUGUAUCCGGCAUCACAGUCUGUCACCGGCCGAUGCCCGUUGAGCUCCUCAUGCAGGAAGUCGAGGGUCGUGACCCUGCAAGAAUCAUCCCACGUGGAAAGACGUUUAAAACGUCGAAUGAAUAUAGCAAUGCUUGGUUGUCGCUCGCUGACAAUAAUCUUGACAAGGCAACGGAUAUGUGGCUCGAUACUAGAAACCCACGGGACGUUAUAUAUGGAGCACAUGAUUUUAGACGCUUUGUGACCGAGGAGUGGCUUGACCCGACGCUCAACCAUGGCCCGUUUGUGCUGAUGCAUGGCGACUUGAGCUUUCAUGGAGGCAACCUUGCCUGGGAUGAGAACUACAGGCUUCGUGCGGUGCUCGACUGGGAGUGGAGCUACGUCGUACCAGUACAGCACUUUGUUCCUCCACUCUGGCUGAUCGGCUUUUACGACGUCCCCGAGUUGGCGGUGCGGAAAUCAAGCUGGAUGUGGGAGGUGCAAGUGCUCCGUCACGCUAUCAAGGCGCGGGAGAAAAUGCGUGGGGUUCCGCCCCAUCUGUCAGGUGAAUGGGAAAAGAUGGAAGAGUGGCCGCAUACAAUCAUCGCAUUGGGACUUCUCCGGCCCGAAUCGAUACAUCACGUCUACUGGGACUUUCUCAGUUGCCAAAUAUCCGGGCUUGAUACGGACCCCGAACACGAUCUCGAGAAACACGUCAAGAUCAUGACCGAGCGUAUUGACGAAUUUUUCAAGGACACGCCGUCUGCCGAGGCCCUUUUGGCCAGGAAAGUGGAAGAACAGAAGCAAUUCGACGAAGAAUUCGAGAAAUACAGAGAAGAGAUGGCAGACGCGUCUGAAGAGUGCCAGUGCGUGGGUUGCAAGCAGGACGGUGUCUCUGUCCCGAUAUAAAGGAUUAUUGAUCUCAGGAGUCGGGUAAAGGCGUCGAUAAUGGUUAAUGGGCUAGA